UUUGAGUCCUAAUGACAUAAUAUGUCACAUGACACUCCCGGAUGUAACAUAUUUUGGAGGGAAAACUUUCAAGAAGAAGACGAGCGGCAUGAUCCCCCUGCGAUAUGGGCCCAUCUUGACCCUGUGUUAGACAUGAUCAGAGAAAGAUACCCUCUUAUCAAACACCUCCAUGUCUUCAGCGAUGGUCCAGCUACACAAUACAAACAAAAGGGCAACUUUUACCUGCUCUCAAAAGAGCCAUUCAAAAAAGGGUUCAAAAACAUCAGCUGGAACUUUUUUGAGGCCAGCCAUGGAAAGGGGGCUCCAGAUGGUAUUGGAGCCACCCUUAAAAGGUCAGCUGACACAAUUGUCCGCCAUGGAGGAGAUAUCCCCAACGCAGAAGCUAUGUUUCACAAGCUGAGAGACAUGGGCACUUCAGUGGAACUUUUUUUUGUGGGAGAAGAUGAUGUUGAGAGGAAAGUAAAAGAAAUUAUUGAUGGACCGACACUUGUGCCUGUCAAAGGAACCAUGAAAAUCCACCAAGUACUCAGUUUCUCUCCAGGAACAAUAAAAUACAGGGACAUAACCUGCCUUUGCCAGGCAGACAAAGGUGUACUGGACCGUGAAUGCUAUGGCCUGAAGGAGAUAAGCCUUAGUCAAGAGGCAAGUCCACAUUGCACUGAGGGACCAACCCGGCCUGAGAACAUCACAAAAGAUCAUAUUGGUCAGUGGUGCAUUAUCAACUACGAUGGUGAACCCUACCCAGGAAUCAUUCUGGAGGUUGAAGAGGAUGUUAAAGUGAAAUGCAUGCAGAAGAACGGGACCAACAAGUUCCACUGGCCAAGUCCACGUGAGGACAUAAUCUGGUAUAGGGAUGACCAGGUUGUGUGUCUGAUGAAAGAACCAACACCUUUGAAUAAGAGGUCAGUUCAGCUGGAGAGGAAAGUGUGGGAUUUCCUUGAAAAAAACUGGAGUUGCUGGUCUGUUGCAUAGGUAAAAGGUGUGAGAAAAAUGUUCAUUAUGUUGGGUGUACAGUGAAAAUUUGCUUGUUUAAUGUGGACAUGUAUCUACCUGUGUUGGUUGGACGGGCAUGGUGAAGGUGUUCAAAGUUUCUUUAAGGUGGUAUUUUUUGUCACUGAUGUUAUGUCCACCCUGUUACCUGUGUGUUUCUUU
Messenger RNA from Oreochromis aureus, 1152 nucleotides. RefSeq lists its product as uncharacterized. NCBI's taxonomy places the organism in Eukaryota, Metazoa, Chordata, Actinopteri, Cichliformes, Cichlidae. The record is from RefSeq and is a predicted model, not a curated record. Bases 22 to 972 code for a protein of 316 amino acids. The transcript has 3 exons.